Messenger RNA from Naumovozyma dairenensis CBS 421, 2529 nucleotides. RefSeq lists its product as uncharacterized. Gene Ontology annotation, biological process: mitotic spindle disassembly; retrograde protein transport, ER to cytosol; autophagosome maturation. The record is from RefSeq and is a predicted model, not a curated record. The transcript has a single exon. Lineage: Eukaryota; Fungi; Ascomycota; Saccharomycetes; Saccharomycetales; Saccharomycetaceae. The coding region runs from base 1 to 2529 and encodes 842 amino acids. Gene Ontology annotation, cellular component: VCP-NPL4-UFD1 AAA ATPase complex; nucleus; cytosol. Gene Ontology annotation, molecular function: polyubiquitin modification-dependent protein binding; ATP hydrolysis activity; ATP binding.
AUGAAACAUCCAGAUCCAGGCAAGAAACAUCAUAGAAAACUAUUAGAUGCUUCAGGCGCUGCUCCUGAACAAGAAGAUGUUACAGCUACCGCUAUCCUAAGACAAAAGAAGAAACCAAACACUUUGCUUGUUGAUGAUGCUACCAAUGAUGAUAAUUCCAUUAUAGCGUUGAAUUCAAACACGUUAGAUACUUUAGAAUUGUUUAGAGGGGAUACUGUUUUAGUUAAGGGUAAGAAACGUAAGGACACCGUUUUGAUUGUACUUGUUGAUGAUGAAGUGGAAGAUGGUUCUUGUAAACUUAAUAGAAUUGUGAGAAAUAAUUUGAAUAUUAGAUUGGGUGAUUUGGUUACUAUACAUCCAUGCCCUGAUAUCAAAUAUGCGUCAAGGGUUUCUGUCUUACCGAUUGCGGAUACUAUUGAAGGUGUUACAGGAAACUUAUUUGAUGUGUUUUUGAAACCAUAUUUUGUUGAAGCUUAUAGACCUGUAAGGAAGGGAGAUCAUUUUAUCGUACGUGGUGGGAUGAGACAAGUGGAAUUUAAAGUUGUUGAUGUAGAGCCUGAUGAGUAUGGUGUAGUAGCUCAAGAUACUGUCAUUCACUGGGAAGGUGAACCAAUUGAUCGUGAAGAUGAGGAAAAUAGUAUUAACGAUGUAGGUUAUGAUGAUAUCGGUGGUUGUCGUAAACAAAUGGCUCAAAUUAGAGAAAUGGUUGAAUUACCAUUGAGACAUCCACAAUUGUUUAAAGCUAUUGGUAUUAAACCACCAAGAGGUGUCUUAAUGUAUGGUCCACCUGGUACAGGUAAAACUUUAAUGGCAAGAGCUGUUGCAAAUGAGACAGGUGCCUUUUUCUUCUUGAUUAAUGGUCCAGAGGUUAUGUCCAAGAUGGCUGGUGAAUCUGAAUCUAAUUUAAGAAAAGCUUUUGAAGAAGCUGAAAAGAAUGCUCCUGCUAUUAUCUUCAUCGAUGAAAUCGAUUCUAUUGCUCCAAAGAGAGACAAAACUAAUGGUGAAGUGGAAAGAAGGGUUGUCUCGCAAUUAUUAACUUUAAUGGAUGGUAUGAAGACAAGAUCCAAUGUUGUUGUUAUUGCUGCUACAAACAGACCAAAUUCCAUUGAUCCAGCUUUGAGAAGAUUUGGGAGAUUUGAUCGUGAGGUUGAUAUUGGUAUUCCAGAUGCUGUAGGUCGUUUAGAAAUCUUAAGAAUUCAUACAAAAAAUAUGAAGUUGUCUGAUGAUGUUGAUUUAGAAUAUCUAGCCAAUGAAACACAUGGGUAUGUUGGUUCUGAUGUCGCAUCUUUAUGUUCUGAAGCUGCAAUGCAACAAAUUAGGGAAAAGAUGGAUUUGAUUGAUUUAGAAGAAGAUGAAAUUGAUGCAGAAGUGUUAGAUUCGUUAGGUGUUACAAUGGAUAAUUUCAAAUUUGCCCUAGGUAACUCGAAUCCAUCAGCAUUACGUGAAACUGUUGUGGAAAGUGUUAAUGUUACAUGGGAAGAUAUUGGUGGUUUAGAUGAAAUUAAGCAAGAAUUGAAGGAAACUGUUGAGUAUCCUGUUUUGCAUCCAGAUCAAUAUACUAAAUUUGGUUUGGCUCCAUCAAAGGGUGUUUUAUUCUAUGGUCCACCAGGUACAGGUAAGACGCUUCUAGCUAAAGCUGUCGCUACUGAAGUAUCUGCUAACUUUAUCUCUGUUAAGGGUCCAGAAUUAUUAAGUAUGUGGUACGGUGAAUCAGAAUCUAAUAUUCGUGAUAUUUUUGAUAAAGCAAGAGCAGCAGCUCCAACUGUAGUCUUUUUAGAUGAACUAGAUUCUAUUGCCAAGGCAAGAGGUGGAUCGAUGGGGGAUGCAGGCGGUGCAUCAGAUAGGGUUGUCAAUCAAUUAUUAACUGAAAUGGAUGGUAUGAAUACAAAGAAAAAUGUUUUCGUUAUUGGUGCUACAAAUAGACCUGAUCAAAUUGAUCCCGCUAUCUUAAGACCAGGUAGAUUAGAUCAAUUAAUAUAUGUCCCAUUACCGGAUGAAAUUGCAAGGUUAUCUAUUCUACGUGCACAAUUAAGAAAGACUCCAUUAGAACCAGGCCUUGAAUUGGAAGCUAUCGCUAAGGCAUCUCAAGGUUUCUCUGGUGCAGAUUUAUCAUAUAUUGUUCAAAGAGCUGCUAAAUUUGCCAUUAAGGAAUCCAUUGAGGCACAAAAGGAAAAAUUAUUGAAGAAGGAACAAGAGGAUGCCGAGGCAGAAGCUAAUGGUAUGGUAGUUGAUAAGGAGAACGAAGAUGAAAAGGAAGUUGAAGAAGAUCCUGUACCAUAUAUUACGAAGGAACAUUUUGCUCAAGCUAUGAAGACUGCUAAGAAAUCUGUCUCUGAAGCUGAAUUACGUCGGUAUGAAGCUUAUUCUCAGCAAAUGAAGGCUUCCAGAGGCCAAUUUAGUAAUUUUGCGUUUGAUGAAAAUGCUGCUACUGCUGCCUCGUCUUCCAAUGCUGCUUCAAAUGCAAACGCAGGUGACAAUGCCACAUUUGGUACUGCUGCUGCGGAGGAAGAUGAUGAUUUGUACAAUUGA